Messenger RNA from Hippoglossus stenolepis (Pacific halibut), 2676 nucleotides. RefSeq names its product single stranded DNA binding protein 3b (gene ssbp3b). Gene Ontology annotation, molecular function: single-stranded DNA binding; protein binding. NCBI's taxonomy places the organism in Eukaryota, Metazoa, Chordata, Actinopteri, Pleuronectiformes, Pleuronectidae. The transcript is spliced from 18 exons. The record is from RefSeq and is a predicted model, not a curated record. Gene Ontology annotation, biological process: positive regulation of transcription by RNA polymerase II. Bases 141 to 1292 code for a protein of 383 amino acids. Gene Ontology annotation, cellular component: nucleus.
CUUCCCCCUCCGGCCCAGGCUCGGUUGAGUCUCCGGGUUUGAGUCGUGUGCGGUUGCAGUGCGAGAGAGGGUCGCGAUGAUCUGACAGAUGAAAUAGCGAAAAUAAAGAGCGAGCAGGCGGCGUCCUCCCUCACUCAGCCAUGUUCCCCAAAGGCAAAGGCACCCCGGUGCCGUCGGACGGCCAGGCGCGAGAAAAGUUGGCUCUAUACGUCUAUGAGUAUUUGUUACACAUAGGAGCACAGAAGUCUGCACAGACCUUUUUAUCAGAGAUUCGAUGGGAGAAAAACAUAACACUUGGAGAACCCCCUGGAUUCCUACAUUCCUGGUGGUGUGUAUUCUGGGACUUGUAUUGUGCCGCACCAGAGAGGAGAGAGACAUGUGACCACUCCAGCGAAGCAAAAGCCUUCCAUGAUUACAGUGCAGCAGCAGCCCCCAGUCCUGUGAUGGGAGGGAUGCCCCCUGGUGAGGGCAUGCCAGGAGGACCCAUGCCACCUGGCUUUUUCCAGGGUCCUCCUGGUCCCCAGGGCUCUCCUCACCCUCAGCCUCCUCCCCCUAACAGUAUGAUGGGACCUCACAGUCAGUCCUUUAUGUCGCCACGCUUUGCUGGCGGCCCAAGAGGUCCACCCAUUCGUAUGGCCAACCAGCCGCCAGGUGGAGGACCAGGUCCUCAUCCCAUGCUGCCUAACAUGGACCCCACACGACCACAAGGCCAUCCUAACUUGGGGCCAAUGCAGAGAAUGAGCGGCCCUCGAGGCAUGGGACCCAUGGGUCCUGGUCCUCAGAACUUUGGUGGUGGGAUGAGGCCUCCACACAACACCAUGGGUCCCGGUAUGCCAGUAGUCAACAUGGGCCCGGGGACUGGUCGGCCAUGGCCCAAUCCCAACAAUGCCAACUCUAUGCCUUAUUCAUCACCCUCUCCUGGUGCAUAUGGGGGGGCAUCUGGAGGAGGAGGACCUCCUGGAACUCCCAUCAUGCCCAGCCCUGCAGACUCCAACAACUCUGGUGACAAUUUGUACACAAUGAUCAACACUGGACCCGGCAACCGAAAUAAUUUCCCCAUGGGCCCUGGCUCUGACGGACCCCUGGGAGCCAUGGCUGGGAUGGAACCACACCACAUGAACGGAUCACUAGGUUCUGGUGAUAUGGAUGGAAUGAACAAGAAUUCUCCAAACAAUUUAAGUGGCAUUAGCAAUCCUCCCGGGACCCCAAGGGAUGACGGAGAGCUGAGUGGAAACUUCCUCCACUCCUUUCAGAGUGAGAACUACUCUCCAACCAUGACGAUGAGCGUGUGACCCCCUCCUCCACCCCAACCCAACAUUAUUUGCCAUCAUUCCGAGGAUCUGAACUCACUAUAGGACACAGCCAAACACAGCAGCACCGAAUCAGGGACGGGCGCCACUUUGGUUCCACCCUAGACGCCUGAAUGCUGAUCGGAGAAAUCAAAAAAAAAUCAACAACGGCUGGCAACUACUGCUCCUUGCUCAAAAAUGAAGGACAAAUUUCUCCCAUUUAUCACAACCCACCAAGUGUGACAAAACCAGCUACUGAAAUGCAUUCAUGACACGUUUUACGUUCUCCGCAGAGUCCCCGCCCCCCCCCGUAUUCCCUCUAAGUCCCCUCAGAGCAAAGAGGAAAGAAAUUGUUGAAGUUUACCUCUUGUACUUUUUAAUCAUUGCUUUGUGGUGCAAGAUGUGCAGGAAAUAUCUCCGCUUUUUGUCACUUAAAAACACUGGAGAGUGUGCAUAUGCAUUGUGUGCUUGGAAAGUCUUUGUCUUGUCAUUUUACUUAUCGCCAUGCAUACUGUGUCACGAACGUCGGUUGACACAGGACUAGAGAAUUUGCCUUUUACUCUGUGGCCACCCGUCUGAAUUAUGUACUACUCUUCCCGAAAUGCCCACUCUUCUAUUUAAAGAGGUUUUUAAAGGGGGGGGAAAGAUGUGAAAGAAAGAAUUAUGGCUUUUAUUGUGACAACCUUUCAUGGUAUGAACGUGCUCAGAUGGUUCUACAAUGUCAAUUUUCAGUCUGUUACUGUUGACGGCGACGCGUCCCUGCACCCUCUGCCGUUAGGUUUUUAAGCGGCCGGGCUGCCGCUUGCGUCCUGUCGAGGGAAACCAGACUUUGGGCAUGAGAAGUGAGUGCAUGAAUGCUGAGAAUCUGUGUACAACAUACUACCUAGUGCUGCUCUUCUCUAUGUGGACACCUGCUUUAAGAUGUGGUGUAUAUCUCUUUACCUGCCUGUGCUUAACGCUCUGUGCUCUUCAUCAUCGUAGCCUUCUGUGUUCUUUCCGAUUUGAUUCUGUUGAAAAUGGCCAUGAACGAGCUGCCCCGUUUCAAUCUUAAUGCGUAUUGGUUGUUCAUACUCCCUCCCGCCGUAUCAUUGGUCGUCCCCCCUCCUCCCCUUUCAACCCACUCAUUUUUUUUUGAUACGAUCUUUGACUCUGUAUAUUGCCCCAUUUAUUCAUUUAGUCAAAGCUUUCUAAACUGAUUCUAGUAGGCAUCAUUAUAAACUUAGCAGCAGUCUUGUAAAUGUGAUGAGAAAUCUUUUUGUUUCUUUUUUUUUUCUCCAGUGAACAUUAUGCAUUAUACACAUCUGUCCUAUGUUGCCUUUAUUUGCUGAUAUUUUUUUAUUUCAAAUUGAGGAAAGAUUGCUUGUUAAUAUAAUUUUACAAUAACUUA